CUCUUCAAACGAAAAGGUGCCAAGCCUAAUUUUAAGGAAUAUGUAUAUACUGGAUUAGUUUUGCAUAUUGCAGCAACUGCUUCUAAAGAGAGAGAGAAGAGAGAGAGAAUGAAGGCAUCAGUGGGUACCAGAGACUGUAGCGGCAUUUCUUUCAUCCCUACGUCGAAUUCGACCAAAGACUCAACACUUUUCCUGCCCAGAACCUCGGUCGUUCGUAUCCACCAGUCGCCAACCAAAAACAGUGACAAAACUCUCAUUUUCACUGCAAAACGAGCUUCACCACCUAGAACCCUCGUCUCGGCUUCCUCUUCAGAUCGCACCGCCGUCGAAAGAGAGCCUCCGGCGAAGCAGCUCCGUCGGGUUCUCGAUUCGCCCGGGAUUCACCAGGGCCCUGCUUGUUUCGACGCUCUCAGUGCAAAGCUCGUGGAGUCAGCUGGCUUCGAUUUUUGCUUCACCACUGGAUUUGGAAUAUCAGCUUCUCGGUUGGGGUUGCCUGAUACAGGACUUACUUCAUAUGGAGAAAUGGUGGAUCAAGGUCAACAUAUCACCCAAGCUGUGUCAAUUCCCGUGAUUGGUGAUGGAGACAAUGGGUAUGGUAAUGCCAUGAAUGUCAAGAGAACUGUCAAAGGGUAUAUAAGCGCUGGCUUUGCUGGAAUUAUUCUCGAGGAUCAGGUUUCUCCCAAAGCUUGCGGUCAUACACAAGGAAGAAAAGUAGUUUCUAGAGACGAAGCAAUCAUGAAGAUAAAAGCAGCUGUUGAUGCUCGGAAAGAAAGUGGCUCUGACAUUGUUAUUGUGGCACGGACAGACUCUCGUCAAGCAGUAUCACUUGAAGAAUCAAUCUGGAGAUCACGGGCUCUAGCUGAUGCUGGGGCAGAUGUUCUUUUCAUUGAUGCACUUGCUUCAAAAGAAGAAAUGAAGGCCUUUUGUGAAGUUUACCCUCUAAUUCCAAAGAUGGCCAAUAUGCUUGAAGGAGGAGGGAAAACUCCAAUUCUAAAUCCUAUUGAACUUGAGGAUAUUGGAUAUAAACUUGUGGCCUAUCCGCUUUCUUUAAUGGGGGUCUCUAUACGUGCAAUGCAGGAUGCACUAACAGCCAUCAAAGGAGGUCGAAUUCCUCCGCCAGGAAGUAUGCCUUCUUUUGAAGAAAUCAAAGAGAUAUUAGGUUUCAACACCUAUUACGAAGAAGAGAAGCGGUACGCUAGUCGAAUUCCUUUGCAGAGAGGUUAUUUGCCGGCAAGCAGCGCCUUUGGAAUUCAACAAGGGGAUGAGGAGGAUACGGAGCAGAGAGGUCAAAGUCCACAAGAGCCUGUGGUAGAAGUAAUAACUCCUGAUGUAUACAAUAGCUACCGUGCAGAUGGUUCACGAGGUCCAUUUUCAGGGAUUUGGUCGCGAACAUUGAGAGUCAAAAUUACCGGACGUGAUGGAUUUGAAAGACUUGAUGUUCGGAUUCCUGCUGGAUUUUUGGAAGGCCUCACAAAUAUUGUUCCAGCAUUAGUAGGUGUCAACAUCAAGGCACUGCUGGAUGAUGCAGCUUUAGAAGUGGGAGGCAAGCAGCUGUUAGAUUUUAAUGAUACAGGGGGUGACAGGAUUCAAGUCUUUUUGGAGUAACUAAAUUCUGUUCGACCCUGAUGGCCCCAACACUGUGGUGCGUAUAUUCGUAAUUUACUCGUGAUAAAUAGAGAUGAAGUCACUUUGGAA
This is a messenger RNA of Rhododendron vialii, 1695 nucleotides long. RefSeq lists its product as uncharacterized. The transcript is spliced from 8 exons. Gene Ontology annotation, molecular function: catalytic activity. The record is from RefSeq and is a predicted model, not a curated record. NCBI's taxonomy places the organism in Eukaryota, Viridiplantae, Streptophyta, Magnoliopsida, Ericales, Ericaceae. Bases 109 to 1605 code for a protein of 498 amino acids.